Messenger RNA from Lutra lutra (Eurasian river otter), 1783 nucleotides. RefSeq names its product SLC2A4 regulator (gene SLC2A4RG). Bases 146 to 1249 code for a protein of 367 amino acids. The transcript is spliced from 8 exons. Lineage: Eukaryota; Metazoa; Chordata; Mammalia; Carnivora; Mustelidae. The record is from RefSeq and is a predicted model, not a curated record. Gene Ontology annotation, cellular component: nucleus. Gene Ontology annotation, biological process: regulation of transcription by RNA polymerase II. Gene Ontology annotation, molecular function: RNA polymerase II cis-regulatory region sequence-specific DNA binding; DNA-binding transcription factor activity.
CGGCCGGCAGCCUCCGGGCCGCGCGGCGCGGGCGGCGGCCGAUCGAGGGCGGGGGUCGGCGGCCCCGCCAGCCCGGCCCGGCCUGGGGGCCGUGUCCCGAGCGUCCGCCCUCGCCGCUGCAGCUUCGGCGCACGGCCGGCCGGCCAUGGAGGCCGAGCGCCCUCCGCUGCCCGUUCCGGGCUGCGGGCGCCCCCCGCCCCGUGCCGCCGGCCGGGACCCCGCGGUCGCGCCCGUAUCGGUGCCCGCGGCGCCGCAGGGCCCUGCCGUGGGCGGUGGCUUUGCGGGCUUGGAGUUCGUGCUGCCUCGGGAGCCGGAGCCGCGGGCCGCCGACCUAGGGGCCCCGGGGACGUGGGCGGGGGCGGCGGUGGGGCCCCCGAAGCCGUCGGCGCACAUCCCGGUGCCAGCGCAGAGGGCCCCCGCCGGACAGUCCCGACUGGAUGAAGUCAUGGCUGCAGCUGCCCUCACAAGUCUGUCCACCAGCCCCCUCCUGCUGGGGGCCCCAGAGCCUGGCCCGGAGCCCUGGAAGGAGGCCCUGGGGCGGCCCCGGCACAGCUGCAGCAGCAGUGGCAGCAGCGGAGACUGGGGCUGGGACCUGGCCAGUGACCCGUCCUCUCCAUCUAUCCCCUCGCCCCCGCUGCCGUCUGAGGCAGCCCAUUUCCUGUUUGGGGAACCUGCCCCAAGGAAGAGGAAGAGCUCAGUGCAGGUCCUGUUCCAGUGUCUGUGGAAGCGGUGUGGGAAGGUGCUGAGCACGGCCUCCGGGAUGCAGAGACACAUCCGCCUGGUGCACCUGGGGCGGCAGGCGGAGCCAGAGCACAGCGACGGGGAGGAGGACUUCUACUACACAGAGAUGGAUGUGCUGGCCGACGGGCUGUCCAGCCUGUCCCCCGCAUCCCCCACGGCCUCCGCACCACCCGCCUUCCCCCGCCUGGACCUGCCAGAGCCCCCCACCCUGUCCAGCCUGCUGCGCCCGCUGGCCCUGCCCCCGGUCCCCGUGCUGAGCUCUGGGGCACCCCCUGAGGUGUGCCGUGGUGACGACACCUACCAGGGCUGCCUGGCCCCCGUCGGCCUGGAGCCACAGCCCACCACUGUCAGGACCCGUGUGCCAACCCUGCCCUCCAAGCUUGGUGCCAACCCGAGGAAGCCGCGUGGUGACGCCAAGAAGUGCCGGAAAGCAUAUGGCCUGGAGCGGCGGGACCUGUGGUGCACGGCCUGCCGCUGGAAGAAGGCGUGCCAGCGCUUCCUGGACUGAGCGCCUGCUGGCGCUGCGGCCCGCCCACGGGACUCCGCCCGGGAGGAAAGCAGCUGCCACGGCCCCGGCCCUGGGCUCUUCCCGCCACAGGGUCUGCUUCUCGAUGGUGGGGGAAGUUGGUGACCCUGGACCCCCGAGGCUUGGGGGAGGUCCCACCACUCAAAGUGCCUCUGAAGAAACCAGCCUUUUGCACUAACCCUCAGUGGCUGGCCCCUUGGCCCGGGGUCCCUGGGUGGGGGGUGCCGCCUGCCCUGCCUGCCAGCCCACGGACUUGUCGGGGCCACGUGGGGGCCGGCCUCUGAUGCACUUGGAGGGGUCCCUGCGGGGGGGCCACCCGCCCUGCCUGUCAGCCCAUGGACUUGUGGGGGCCGGUCUGUGAUGCACUUUGAGGGGUGUCGUGGGGGCCUCCCCUGCCCACACUUAACCCAGUGUUUCCAGGGGGUGACGUUUGUGUCGUGUUUGCGAAGCUCAGGUGUCUCGAGUCUGGGCCGCGCCAGGCAAGGAGAAAAAUUAAAGAUUUGGGUUUUUCCAGAA